UUCUGGUCGUCCUCUUGUCGUUGCCUGAAGACAAGAUGGCGAUGGUGGAAGCUGCCAGAGUUCCAGCUGCUGCCACCAUUAUGGUGGGGAAGAGUAGUAGUACUACAACCAGUGAUGGGCUGGUAAGGAGGAUAAUGGCGGUGGUGAGCAAGUCUGGUUUUUCGCUUAGGGCAAAAGUACCAAGAGGCAGCACAAACCGUCUCCCUUGGCAGCCAAGAUGUUGCUAGCUUUUUGAUACAUUAAAUUUUUGGAGAACUCCAUUUCCAAUCGUUUCAAGAACUCAUAAUAUGUAUCGCCCGCCUUCAGCGUGUUUUGUGUUCAAUGGCGAAAGUCGUUCUUGAUCGACCCACUUGUAU
Linum tenue is the source of this 356-nucleotide messenger RNA. The record is from the annotation of a GenBank genome assembly. NCBI's taxonomy places the organism in Eukaryota, Viridiplantae, Streptophyta, Magnoliopsida, Malpighiales, Linaceae.